AUGGAACUUUCUGGCCUUGUUAUCGGUGUAGCUGGGAUCGUCCUAGCCUUCAAAGGUGCUAUUGAUGCAGCUCUUCUCAUUGAGACAUUUCUUGACGAUGGGAAGAAGAGCUGUGGCUACCUAGCUCUGAGAUAUCUUAUCGAGAAGACACGUUUGCAGCUCUGGGGCACACUAGUUCAAGCAGACGGCACGUUCAAAGAAGAUGACUGUCUUCUCCUGGAUCGACCAGAGUAUGUCAAGAAGCUUGUAGUUGGCAUCCUGGCAGAGAUCCAAGAGCUUGUCAAAGAUGCCGAAAAGCUGGUCACGAAGUACGACAUUGCUACGCCUCAACAGCCGGCCCAGAAAAGCUUUAAUGUGGAUGAGAGUCUGCGCAAUGCUGUUGUCUCGCCCACAUCUCAAUCAUCAAACUUGCGUUUCAAGCCCCAAAAGAGGUUCAUGUGGCAGAUCAAGGGAAAAGAGGAGUUCGAGGAGACUGUUGUGAAGUUUGGAAUGCUUGUCGAUAAGCUGGAGAGCAUCACACUUGAUCCAGCCAAGUCCCAUCUUCUUACACAAGCAGUCGCUCCCAAGGCACUUGUACAGAUCAACAAUCCACAGCUGCUCCAAAUCCUCGAUGACCCACAGAACAGUGUCGACAGUAUUCUGGCCGCUUCUGCGAGGAUUAAACUCUUCCAAGCCACAUUUUCGCCUCUGUCUACCAGCGUUCCAGAUAUCAUGGACAAGGAUCGGUUCAAACUUUUCAAUGAAUCUGAUAAGUUUGGGAGUUUUCAAGACCAAGGAUCACGAUUCCCUGUCUGGGUUGAGUGGAAUGUCGUGGAAGCAAAUCAUGCUGCCAGACAAUAUGUAAAGAGGAUCACUUGGCUAGGGCAGCUUCUGAAACAGAUAAGCGAGCCAGCCCUUCGACUACCGAAAUGUCAUGGUAUGUUCGAAGAUCAUGAGUAUGAGAUCAAGUUUGGGGAGAGGAAAAUUGGAUAUCUAUUUAGUCCUCCAGCACCCAGUCCUACUCAAUCUGGCCAAAGGGCAUACGAAAGUAACCUUAAAAAGUUUCCACCAAAAUCAUUAAGGGAGCUCAUCAUUGCACGCCAGAGCAGCUCAGACAUUCCAAAUCUCGGAGACCGCUUCAAUCUUGCAUUGGUGCUGGCAGUCGCAUUCAGCCACUUUCACGCAGCUGGCUGGCUGCACAAAGGUCUUCAUAGUGGUAACAUUCUUUUCUUGCAUCACGUAGAUGAUGAUUCAGUCGCUGGACCCUCCCUGAGUAUCAGUGAGCCGUUCAUCUCUGGAUUCCAGUUCUCCCGGCCGCAGCAGGAAGCAUCUCUCUCGAAGGGUCCCCUUGAAGAUACAAAGUUGGAGCAGUACUAUCACCCCGAGGCCCACAAGGGAUUCACGAAGCAGAGGGAUUUGUAUAGCCUAGGUGUAGUCCUUGUGGAGAUUGGUCGCUGGGCCCUGGUUGAAUCCGUUUCAGAAAGCACGCGUCGCAAGCUCAAAGACCGCAAUGCAUGGCAAAAAUAUCUUCUGGCCAAGCACGUUCCAGAACUGGGCUGGCGUAUGGGAAGGAGAUAUCAAAGCGUCACCAGGACUCUACUGCAAGGGGGUCUUCCAGACGACGACGACGAUGAUGUUUUAUUUGAGCAGGAGUACUUCAACAAAGUCCUUCAGCCUCUGAGUUCGAAUACAGCUUGA
Diaporthe amygdali is the source of this 1677-nucleotide messenger RNA. RefSeq lists its product as uncharacterized. The transcript is spliced from 2 exons. Bases 1 to 1677 code for a protein of 558 amino acids. The record is from RefSeq and is a predicted model, not a curated record. Lineage: Eukaryota; Fungi; Ascomycota; Sordariomycetes; Diaporthales; Diaporthaceae.